Saccostrea echinata is the source of this 3230-nucleotide messenger RNA. Its product is annotated as TBC1 domain family member 20-like. Gene Ontology annotation, cellular component: endoplasmic reticulum membrane. The transcript is spliced from 8 exons. Lineage: Eukaryota; Metazoa; Mollusca; Bivalvia; Ostreida; Ostreidae. The coding region runs from base 72 to 1262 and encodes 396 amino acids. Gene Ontology annotation, biological process: positive regulation of GTPase activity; endoplasmic reticulum to Golgi vesicle-mediated transport. The record is from RefSeq and is a predicted model, not a curated record. Gene Ontology annotation, molecular function: GTPase activator activity.
AGGGAGAGUUGUCUGCUUAGACGGUAGUGAUUUUCAUAAAUGACGUGUAAGAAUAAUGUUUACGAGCAGACAUGGUGAUUGAAAGAAGAGCCAGUAGGUCAAAAAGAGACAAACCAGCACGGAGAACCAACUCAGUGGACGCAGAUGGUGCUGAAUGUGUUCAAAGUUCAAAGGAUCACGAAAACGAUUACUCUGAAAAAGAGCAGAAUAUCCUCAAAGUUUUGGAUAGUGGCAGUGCUGAUGUAGAAGGAUUGAGAGGUUUUGCUGUCAGUCCAGGAGGACUAGUUAAUGAUGAUAUAAGAAAAGAAGUGUGGCCCAGACUGCUUAAUGUUAAUGUCAUUGACAUUCCCCAGAAACCAUCAGUGGAAAUUUUACAUGGACACAGGGAUUAUACACAAGUUGUUAUGGAUGUUAAUAGGUCCUUAAAGAGGUUUCCUCCAGGUAUGGAUGAAGAUGUCAGAAUGUCCUAUCAGGAUCAGCUAGUGGACUUGAUAAUGCGGGUGUUGGUGCAGCACAAUGAACUUCACUAUUAUCAGGGUUAUCAUGAUAUCUGUGUCACAUUUCUGCUGGUUCUAGGGGAGGAUCUAGCUUUUGCCAUUCUUGAUGUAUUGUCAUUACAGCAUCUCAGGGACUUCAUGGACGCCAACAUGGACAGAACAAAGCACAUUCUCAAUUACUUGUAUCCAAUUGUAGGAAGGGCUAAUCCUACACUGAGGCACUUUAUGGAAGAGUCUGAAGUAGGAACUGUGUUCUGUUUGAGCUGGUUGAUCACAUGGUUUGGUCAUGUGCUAGGUGACCUAGAUUCCAUAGUGAGGCUGUAUGAUUUUUUCAUGGCAUGUGAUCCUCUAAUGCCUAUAUACAUGGCAGCAUCUAUUGUGCUGUAUCGUGAAAAGGAAAUUCUUGCCAGUGAGUGUGAAAUGUGCACUUUGCAUGGGAUGUUGUCUAAAAUACCAGACAAUCUGCCUUAUGAACAAUUAAUUGUAAAGGCAAAAGAUCUGUUCUCAAAAUUUCCUCCAAAGACAGUUGCCAAGGAGGCAAGAGAAAUUCACGAACAGAAAAAAUGUGCUCUUUCUCAGCAUAGAAAGACAAACAUUGAGAGGAUGAGGCAGGGCCAUCAGAAGGGGGGAAUGUUGAAGAACUUGUUGUACCUUGAUGGGGACAGACUGUUUAUUAAGGUGACACUGUGGACUCUUGUAGGGGUUAUUACAGCUGCGGGAUUAACCUGGCUCAAUCAUUAUUAUGUCCAUGAUUAUAACUCAUGAUGUUGUCGAUUUUAAUGAAAACUAUGACUUUUGUUGUCAUGAUUGUUUAGAAAAACAUAGUUUUGAUGUAAGGAAAAUCUUGUAAGCUGGUCUUAGAGGAUAUCUGACCAGAAUUUUGAUGUUUUUCAGAAAUAUUUGAUGAAAUCUUCUGGUGCUUUUUUGUGAUUAUGUUAUUUUUUGCAUGAUUUUUCCAAGUAGUUCCCAGGUCAUUGUUUAUUUUUUUUUGAUAGUUACAGGAAUUUAUUCAUUCCUGAUACAUUUAAUUAUCAUUAAUUAAGCAUGCUGAUUCAGUGCUUUAAUAAAUUUUGAGCUCUGCUACUCAAAGACCAGCAGAGCCUAGAUGGUGGUUAAGUGUCUAUCUUUUUCUUUAUCUGUGAACAAUUUUUUGUCGUAACUCCUUGUACAGUUUUAAUCUGAUUUCAGUAAAACUUGGUACUCAAGUAGACUACAUGCAUCAUUCUGUAUAUCAGAUUUUGAAAUUGAUGAGUCAUGAUGCCAUGAUUACUGAAAAUAGAAAAUUCACCAGUUUUUUUUUUUUAAACUACUCCUAGUUGUAGAGUGAUAUCCAUAAAAAUUACAAAAGUAAACUACACUAAAAUUCAUGACUUUGUAUAAUAGUUUUGGGUUUAGAUGAAUGGGGUUGUCAUGGUUACCAAAACUGUCCAAAAGUAAAAAUGUCUGUAAAACUAAUUCAAAAUAUUACUCCUGCAGUUUUGAUUUGCUUUAAUAAACCAAUGGUACACAAGUAGACUAGACCAGUUUACAUAAUUAUAAUGUGUAAAAGAUUUGGUUUGAUUUAAUGAAACUAAAUGUACAGGUUUAAAAAAAAAAAAUAGGAUACAUUAUUCUGUAAAUGUAGAACUUAAAAAAGACGUUUCAAGUCCAGGUACAACUUUUCAAGUAUAGCAGUGUACAAGUAGAAAACAGUAGAGUUACAGUCUCAGCAGAGACUUUUUCAUAUAAAGGAAAGGUAGAUAAAUCUAAUUUCUCGAUCUACAGCUUCUCUUAUAUACAUGUUAUUGUUGUUAUUUAUGUGAAAAGUCUUUCAAAUUAAAAGCUACAUGAAUUUUCCUAAGGUACAUAUUAUUAUUAUUUUUGUUAGAGAUGUCUUACAUUUGAUUUGGUAUUAUAAACUACCUAUCAUGAUCACUGUCUAUUCAGACAUUGAGCAAGUUUACUGUACCCCUUGACAGCAACUAAUUUUGGAAGCUGUGUCUCUAAAAGUUGUUGCUGUGAGGGAAAAAUUAAUGAACUUGUUCCUCAUAUCCAGUGAACACAUGUACCUGUAGGUGUAUAUCUUCAUUAUCAAAAUUAUUUAAUUUUUACAUAAUGAUUUAGAGAAAUGAAAAUCUCUGAUAUGAGAUUAAGUUGUGAAGGUGUUCAAAAUUGUUGUUUUAUUCUAGUCGCUUAGUGAUUUUUUAUUUAUCAUAUAACUGCUCAUGUAGCUGUUAUGAACACAGAAUAUAAAAUCUUUUUGGGCAGCAGUGAUGUGUAUUUUUCUGUUUUUUAUCCUUCCUCAUUCUCUGGUUAAUGGUGAAUGUUAUCAUUACUACAUGUGUCAAUGAUUUUUGUGGGUUUUUUUUUUUCAUUUGUAUUAAAAGUAUUGCACAGGUUUAUCUUAAUAAGGUCUUAAAUAUGUCUGACAGAUAUUGAUAAACGUGAUAGACAUUUUGUAUGUGUAUACUAUUAAUUUCCAUAAAAACAUACUCUAUCUUUCAGAAGGAUAGCACUGAAAACUUUGUACGUUCAUUAUAAUCUUAAUAAGCAGCUUUCUAGUAGUGCCCCCCUAACUGAUGGAAUGUCAUCUUUGUUGUAUCAGUGCAUAUGUCAACGGAACAUAAAUGCAAAAUUGGUUUCUUUUUGUAAGAUGAAUUUUGUUGAAUAUAGAAAGUUUUAAAUUACUUAUAUUACCUGUUGUUGUUAUGGCAUCGUUUACCUGUGGAAUUAAAGAAAAUUAUGACAAUGUCA